Molecule: messenger RNA, 3873 nt
Organism: Neofelis nebulosa (Clouded leopard)
Lineage: Eukaryota; Metazoa; Chordata; Mammalia; Carnivora; Felidae
Gene: TMEM209
Product: transmembrane protein 209
Exons: 15
Coding region: 552-2234 (560 amino acids)
Cellular component (GO): membrane
Source: RefSeq, a predicted model, not a curated record
GAGAGUGGCGCGAGCCAGCAGCUUCCGGCCGAAGAACAUGGUGGGUUUUCGGGGUUAUUUUUGUGCUUAGUGGACGCGGAGUCCACGCGUGCUGUGGGGUUUCCACGACUGCGGAUCUGCAGAGGGUUCAGCCAAAGGGGGGUGUGGCCAGGCGUCCCUCCACCUGUAGCGGAAAGGAAGAAAGAAAUGAUAGGGGUUGCUGAAGUUUGUGCUGGGAGACCCAGGGCGGGAAGCUCUCGGGACUGGGGAAGUUUUGACUCGCGGACUGGGUGGCGGGAAGAGCGCUGCUCUGUACUUUCUGGGCAACGACUCCAGAUAUGGAAGUCUUAAUGUUUUUCUGCCGGAGAUGAGGCCUAGCGAAACAAAGGAAAUAUAAAUUCCACGUGGACCCAAACUGCACACUCCCCAGUCGCUCUCAUCCCCUUCACAACAGGAGCGUUCACCCUUAUAAAACUUCAGUCCUCACACUUUAUCGGCGGCAACACAAAGUUGGGAUCUUUGGCGCCCCGCGGUCCGAGUGCAGAGUUGUUUACGAUCUUCUGCGUGAAGAUAUGCAAGGGGAGGCAAAUCCUAGUGCUUCCCUUAUUGACAGAACCAUCAAGAUGAGAAAAGAAACAGAAGCUAAGAAAGUGGUUUUAGCCUGGGGACUCCUAAAUGUAUCUGUGGCUGGAAUGAUAUAUACUGAAAUGACUGGAAAGUUGAUUAGUUCAUAUUAUAAUGUGACAUACUGGCCCCUUUGGUAUAUUGAGCUUGCCCUUGCGUCCCUCUUCAGCCUAAACGCCUUAUUUGAUUUUUGGAGGUAUUUCAAAUAUACUGUGGCACCAACAAGUCUGGUUGUUAGCCCUGGACAGCAAACACUUUUAGGGUCGAAAACAGCUGUUGUACAGACUACUCCUCCACACGAUCUGGCAGCAACCCAAAUCCCUCCCUCGCCACCUUCUCCUUCAAUUCAGGGUCAGAGUGUGUUGAGCUAUAGCCCAUCUCGUUCACCCAGUACCAGCCCCAAGUUCACUACCAGCUGUAUAACCGGAUACAGCCCUCAGCUGCAAGGUCUGUCAUCAGGUGGCAGCAGUUCCUAUAGCCCUGGAGUGACUUACUCUCCCAUCAGUGGUUAUAAUAAGUUGGCGAGCUAUAGUCCUUCUCCUUCCUCCCCCUACCCUACAACUGUCGGACCAGUGGAGGGCAGUGGGUUGAGAUCUCGCUACCGUUCUUCACCCACCGUCUAUAACUCGCCUACUGACAAAGAAGACUACAUGACAGACCUACGGACUUUGGAUACUUUUCUUAGAAGUGAAGAAGAGAAACAGCAUAGAGUUAAGCUGGGGAGUCCAGAUUCUACCUCGCCUUCCACCAGUCCUACCUUCUGGAACUACAAUCGUUCCAUGGGAGAUUAUGCACAGACUUUGAAGAAGUUUCAGUAUCAGCUUGCCUGUAGGUCUCAGGCCCCAUGUGCUAACAAAGAUGAGGCUGAUCUCAGUUCUAAACAAGCUGCAGAGGAGGUUUGGGCAAGAGUGACUAUGAAUAGACAACUUCUUGAUCAUAUGGAUUCGUGGACAGCUAAGUUCAGAAAUUGGAUCAAUGAGACAAUAUUAGUGCCACUGGUACAAGAGAUUGAGUCUGUCAGCACACAGAUGAGACGAAUGGGCUGUCCCGAGCUUCAGAUAGGAGAGGCUAGCAUUACUAGCUUGAAGCAAGCUGCUCUGGUCAAAGCUCCUCUCAUCCCGACUUUGAACACGAUUGUGCAGUAUCUAGACCUUACACCCAAUCAGGAAUACUUGUUCGAAAGGAUUAAAGAACUUUCUCAGGGAGGCUGUAUGAGUUCAUUUAGAUGGAAUAGAGGUGGAGACUUCAAAGGACGGAAGUGGGAUACAGACCUGCCCACUGACUCAGCUAUCAUCAUGCAUGUAUUUUGCACCUACCUUGACUCCAGAUUGCCUCCCCAUCCUAAGUACCCUGACGGGAAGACAUUUACUUCUCAGCACUUUGUUCAGACACCAAAUAAACCAGAUGUGACAAAUGAGAAUGUUUUUUGCAUCUAUCAGAGUGCUAUCAACCCUCCUCAUUAUGAGCUAAUCUACCAACGUCAUGUGUACAAUCUUCCAAAGGGCCGAAAUAAUAUGUUUCAUACAUUGUUAAUGUUUCUCUACAUCAUAAAAACCAAAGAGUCAGGAAUGCUUGGGAGAGUUAAUCUUGGUCUAUCCGGUGUGAAUAUUUUGUGGAUUUUUGGCGAAUAAUGUGGGUCGUUUAAUUCCAAACAUUAGGACUUUUAUUUGAUUGAACCAGGAGUUGAAUCUAAGCAUCUCUGAGUCACUGUGUCUUUUGAAAUAAGAUACAUAUGUGUGUGUUAACAGACUCUUUUAGAUUUAAGGAAAAAAUAGCUAUUAUGAAACUUAUUGUUAAAGUAUUUCCUGUGUCCUCUAUAGCGAGAGACAUUACCUUCUCUUUUUUUAUUACCUUUCAGAUUUUUCAGUUGUCUGUGAAACUGCAGACCUUCAGAUAUUUGUUGACCCAAAACAGUGCAAUUUCCCCUUAAUUAAGAAAUUUGAGUCCUUUUUCAUUGUAACCUACAAAUGAGAAUCAUCCACCUGAUUUUUCCCCACAAAAAAAUUAUUUUUUUCAAUCGCAUUAUUUGGUGUAAAUACUUAAAAAGAAACAAGGAAAUUGCUAAUUCACCUUUUUUAUCUCUUUACUUCCCUGUUGUUCUAUAGAUCAGCCCAAGGCCCACAUGUAAAGAGAUGAGAUCAACUUGUAUUAGUCCAUGUGCAUUUUUAAAUAAUAUUGAAAGAGGUGUGACAGUGUUGGCAUGUUUAGAAGUCAGCUCUCAGAUUAACUCACAGAGUUAAACUAUCUGGGUCUUAGGUUAAAAGGCUGAAGACAUUAAGAAACUCUGGCUUUCUUUUUAAUAAUUCAAUCUGACUGUGUUAUUUUAAGAGUUCUCUUUUAAGAUCAUACAAUAUCUGUUUAAAUUUUUUUACAUAUGUUCAAAAUAUCUGGAGAGUAAGAAGUGACUGAGUUUUGCUUGACUCUAUUUUCUUACGUAUCUAUGUAUAGGACCUUGAAGGCUAGCUAGCAAGUAUGUUUGUUUUCCAGAUUGACGUCCUGUUAGAGACCACUUCUGUCACCUUAUGGAAACCUGGAAACAAAACUAGAAUCUUCUGAGUAACUGCAUUUUGGUCCUAUAUGUGCAUCCCGUUUUUAAUAAUUUGUAAAUUCUGUUUUUCAACAACUCGUUCCUGUGUUUUGAAAGUCCUAUGUCCAGAGGAAAGGAGGUUUCUUUUCACUGCUUUUGAUGUAUGUUGAACAUGUUUGCUGUGGUAUUUUAGAAGAAAAUGUCAAUUAAACAUGUUAAAUACGAGAACAUGUGAAAAUCUAAGUACUGUUUCAAAACUUAUUGAAGGUGUCACGGAAUAACAGUUGUUACAUGGUUAACAUUCUUUAUUAAAGGGAAUAAGGGGAAAAUUUUAACACAUUAAGACAAAGGUUUUUUUUCUUUAUAGGACUUAUGGCAGCUUUUAGUCCAAAAAUUCAAAGCUAUAAUAUUUUUAUUUUGUGACUAUCAAGAAAAUAUAAUAUGUGGGAAAUAUACAUGUAGAAAGACUAGAGAUACAUGCUAAAAAAGAAAAGCUCUUUUGUUUGCAUACUGUGAGUCCAGCGUGGGUUACUAUAUUCUCGGUAGUUUUCCUAUACUGACUAGUCUCCACAAGUGUUUGAGCCAACUUAUACUUUAAUGUAGCCUUUAUUAAAAAUACUUUGAUAAAUUAGUUGGCAUUCACACGUCAGGAAGACAGUGCACUGCAAAUAUGGUAAAAUUUUUUGGGUCUUUGUGUUAAAAUGAGUAAAUACCCACUUUAAUUAAAUGUUAUUUAUAGGGUA